Molecule: messenger RNA, 1843 nt
Organism: Carassius carassius (crucian carp)
Lineage: Eukaryota; Metazoa; Chordata; Actinopteri; Cypriniformes; Cyprinidae
Gene: rnmt
Product: RNA (guanine-7-) methyltransferase
Exons: 11
Coding region: 69-1238 (389 amino acids)
Biological process (GO): 7-methylguanosine mRNA capping
Cellular component (GO): nucleus
Molecular function (GO): mRNA 5'-cap (guanine-N7-)-methyltransferase activity
Source: RefSeq, a predicted model, not a curated record
CAAGAAGAAGAAGAAGAAGAAGAGGAAGAAGAAGAAGAAGAAGGGUGCGCGCUGCUUGUGGAAUCUUGAUGGCGCAGAACUCGAGGUUGUUUGAGGCGGACCGGAAGUGUGCUGAUCAGGAGAGCACAGGACCAGCUUCCCAGACUUCAUCCUCCUCAUCCUCAUCCCUCAAGAGACAGUGGGACGGAGAGGAUGAAGAUCACUCUCCCAGGAAGAAGCAGGUCACCGAGGAAUCGUUACACAGUCAGAAAGUGGCCACACAUUACAACAAGCUCCAGGAGCGUGGUCUGGCAGAGCGCAAUAAAAGCAGGAUAGUGCAUAUGCGCAACUUCAACAACUGGUUAAAGAGUGUGCUUAUAGCGGAGAUCUUGGACAAGGUGAGGCAGAGACGCAGAGAGGUGACCGUGCUGGAUCUCGGCUGUGGAAAAGGAGGAGAUCUUCUCAAAUGGAAGAAAGGACGGAUUGAUAAACUGGUGUGUGCAGAUAUCGCUGCGGUGUCCAUCGAGCAGUGUCAGCAGCGCUAUAAUGACAUGAGACGGAGGGGUCACCCGAACGACCGCACCUUCUCAGCCGAGUUCAUCACCGCAGACUGCAGCAGGGAGCUGCUGUCUGAGAAGCUGCGGGACCCUGAGCUGCGGUUUGACGUGUGCAGCUGUCAGUUUGUGUGUCAUUAUUCAUUCGAGAGCGAGCAGCAGGCUGACACCAUGCUGAGAAACGCCUGUGAGAGACUGCGGCCGGGAGGAUUCUUCAUCGGGACCACUCCAGAUGCUUAUGAGCUGGUGAAGCGUUUGGAGGCGUCGGACUCCGACAGUUUUGGAAAUGAAGUGUUCAGGGUGAGCUUCCAGAAGAAGGGAGACUACCCUCUGUUCGGCUGUCAGUAUGACUUCAGUCUGGAGGGUGUGGUCAACGUCCCAGAGUUUCUGGUGUAUUUCCCCCUGUUUGAGGAAAUGGCGAAAAAGUACAACAUGCGUCUGGUUUACAAGAAAACCUUCAAAGAGUUCUUUGAGGAGAAGGUUAAAGAUGAGAAGAAUAAGGUUCUGAUGCAGUGGAUGCAGGCGCUGGAGCAAUACCCUCCGGACGAGAGGAGCCAACUAGCGUCUGACAGUCCGGGCGAGUACGACCACGCCAAGAGAAUCGCUGCCAGUCCUGCUGCCAGAUGUCCACUGGGGACCUUGAGCAAGUCUGAGUGGGAGGCUACAAGCAUAUAUCUGGUGUAUGUGUUUGAGAAGAUGGCAUGAGUCCGAGGGAUUCACCAUCGAGCUGUUGUGUCCGGAUGAGUGAGCCAAAGAAAUGGAGUCUCAUUGUCAUUCACAUGGCUUCCAGCAGCCUCCUGAGCUUGUCCAUUUCACAAACAGUCAAAUAUUUUUAUACAACCAGAGCUUUUCCUUCAUGAGUGUGUGUGUGUGUGUGUUUGGAGCUUGUGUGAGUUAGUGUGCACAAUGCGCAUGAUCAAUAUUCUGUCUGAAACUGUAUUUCUGUUUAUAUGUCACGCUUCAUACGCUAGCCUUUCUCUUCAAGUCAAGCAGUCUAAUAACCCUGUAGAGCUUGCAGUCAUACGCUCCCUUUGGGUUUGGCCUUGAUUGCAAUCCUCCCUUUCCUUCAGGCUUGACUGAAAUCUGUUGUGGAUUUAUUUUUUAUUUUCAUUAACUUUUUCCUUUCCUCCUUUUUUUUUCUGUACUCUUGUUAAGUAAUGAUGGUAUAGUGCGUUAUUUUCUAAAUAUUGUCUUUGAACGUCAGGAAGGACGUGUAUUCCAGUUUGUACUCUUCUAAUUUCUCUAUGUAGAGCCGUGAUGCAGGUCCUGCAGUUUGCCAGGGAAAUAAAACCUGUUGUAGGAAUAUUAAA